GGAGUCUGAGAGCAUAGCCGCACACGUCGUCUGCAGCAGUCUGCACCCAUCAAUAGCCCCAGCAUUAGCCCCAGCAUCACAGAAUGGCACUCAAGACGAGGCUCCCUUGGCUCUCCGCAGUCGUGCUCCUUUGGGCGGCACAUCUGUGCCACGCGCAGGGCACAAAGUACGGGCUGUGGACCCCAGAUCGGGCCCAUUCCGACGCCCAGCCUAUCCAGUGGACGGGCGGACAGUUCGAGUUCCCCUGCGCCAGCACCAAGUCGCUGUUCAAGAGCUCGGGGAAGUACGUCUCCAAGAAUGUGAUCGCGACACGGGCACAGCUCAUUGGGGACACCAUCUAUCUGGCGCUGCCCCGCUACCGGAAGGGUGUGCCCGCCACCCUGGUCAAGACGAGCGUGAAGCCGGGCACCUGCUCCACGACCUUCAAGCCGUAUCCCUGCUGGGAUCUCCAGGAGGAGGGCAACUGCAAGGCUCUCCAGUCCGUCGUGGAUCUAGUGGUGGAUCAGAACGAGGUGCUGUGGGUCCUCGACACGGGCAUUGUCAACACCCUCGAGACCCCCGUGCGAAAGUGCGCCCCCAAGGUGGUGGCCAUGUCCGUGAAGACGGGAAAGGUCCUCAAGACAGUCUCCCUGGAGGGCCUCACGUCGAGCAGUUCGCGACUGCAGUAUCUGGUGGUGGACUAUGCCCCGGAUGGGGGCUGCUUUGUGUACGUCAGUGAUGCCGCCAACCGUGCCAUCAUCGUGUACAAUCUGCAAGCGGAUCGCGGCUUCCGCGUGGUCCUCCCGAAGGCUGUCUCUGCCGGCUGUCGUUCGAGGGAUGUCCUCUACAUUGCUCUCAUCCGGAGGGACUGCGGCUCCACCGAGCUGUACUUCACCUACUUGAGCACCAGCAAGCUUUUCUCCCUCAAAUCCGAGUACCUUCGCAGUGGCGUUGCCGAUGGACGUAUCUUGGAUCUUGGCAAGAAACCCACUCGCAUGGUCAUCAUCGGCACCGACAAUGGCUCGGCCAUAUUCUUCCGCAAUGAAGGCGAUGCCGAGGUCUAUCGCUGGGACACAAACUCCACCUUCGCGGAGGCCAACUUUAAGCCCGUGUACAGGAGUCAAACGUGUCAGCUGGUGACCCAUGCGGUGCCCGACUACAAACGGAACACGAUGCGUGUUUUGCAGAGCAAUUUCCCCGACUAUAUGCAGAACCGUGUGGGCUGUGGUGCCAUACAGCAGUUGGGCCUCAUGCAGGGAUGUUGGUAGAGCGCCCAUGGACCAUAGAGCACUCAACACAGAUAUACCAGUACACACACACACACACACACAAAACAUCU
This is a messenger RNA of Drosophila miranda, 1318 nucleotides long. RefSeq names its product major royal jelly protein 1 (gene yellow-g2). The record is from RefSeq and is a predicted model, not a curated record. The transcript has 2 exons. Gene Ontology annotation, cellular component: extracellular region. Lineage: Eukaryota; Metazoa; Arthropoda; Insecta; Diptera; Drosophilidae. The coding region runs from base 84 to 1247 and encodes 387 amino acids.